UUGGUUCCAUGAGCCGUCAGUCUAAAAGCUACGCCUUCUAUUGGUUUACAUGACCUUUCCUUUUCCUCUUCACGUUGCCAGGGAGCCGUGGUAUUACGUUAGUAAGCCUUGGCGUAUUCCUGAACGUCCAUGUGCGCAGUUUACGUGGCGUAGGCCUUAGACUUGAUGUUCCCUGUACGGUGAAUACGUAGCUGGUGGGUGCUUGUUCUGAGAGCCACCCGGAGAGGAUUAUGGCAGUGGUACAGUUUCAGGCUUUGACAUUGUGAUCUCUGUGGUCGUUCUCCAUGAUGGAUAGAGCCAACGUUGCUAAGGAUCUCAUCCACAGGCAGAUUGGGGAAAGACAAGCUAGAAUCUUUCAGAGACGUCAUCAUGUAACAGAUCCGUUAAUUCGUCGCAUGGGGCUAGAAGCAGAGCUUCAGGGCCAUUCUGGUUGUGUCAAUUGUCUAGAAUGGAAUGAGAAGGGAGACUUGCUGGCCUCUGGCUCAGAUGAUCAGCACAUGAUGCUGUGGGAUCCUUUUUGCCACAAGAAAUUGUUGUCUAUGCACACAGGUCACACUGCCAACAUUUUUUCUGUUAAGUUCCUCCCACAUAGUGGAGAUCGUAUCUUGAUCACUGGAGCUGCAGAUGCCAAGGUUCAUGUCCAUGACAUUAACGCAAAGGAAACACUCCAUGUCUUUUCAGAACAUACCAACAGAGUGAAACGAGUUGCCACUGCCCCUAUGUGGCCAAACACUUUCUGGAGUGCAGCAGAGGAUGGCUUGAUCCGGCAGUAUGAUAUAAGGGAGAGUAGCACCCACUCUGAUGUUUUGAUUGAUUUAACGGAGUACUGUGGUCAGCUGGUGGAGGCAAAAUGUGUAAGCAUUAGUCCCCGAGACAACAACUGCUUGGCAGUAGGAGCCAGUGGGCCUUUUGUGAGACUGUAUGAUAUCCGCAUGAUCCACAGUCACAGAAAGAAUCUCCAGCAGACACAAACUGGGCUUCACACCUUUUGCUCAAGACAAAAACCCAUUCCUGAGGGAGCUGCACAGUAUUAUGUGGCGGGCCACCUUCCAGUCAAACUGCCAGAUUACAAUAACAGAUUGCGUGUUUUGGUGGCAACAUACGUAGCUUUCAGUCCUGAUGGCACUGAGCUGCUUGUCAACAUGGGAGGGGAGCAGGUUUACCUCUUUGACCUUACUUUCAAGCAAAGACCUUGUACAUUCCUGCUACCUAAAUCUCACCAUGCAUCUGGAGAAAUCCAGAAUGGCAAGACCUCGACCAAUGGACUCCAUCUUUACAGUAAUGGGAUCCGUGUGAGUGAUGCUAAGAACGUGGUCGGGUCAACAAAUGAUCUUCCACCACAUCUGGAAAAAGUAAAGCAGAAAGCUAAUGAUGCUUUUGCUCGUCAGCAGUGGAGCCAGGCAAUUGAACUUUAUAGCCAAGCCAUGCAGAGGGCGCCUCGCAGUGCUAUGUUGUUUGGGAAUCGGGCUGCAGCAUACAUGAAACGAAAGUGGGAUGGGGAUCACUAUGAUGCAUUGAGAGACUGCCUGCAAGCACUGGCACUGAAUCCUGCCCAUUUAAAAGCACACUUUCGUCUGGCACGCUGCCUGUUUGAGCUGCGCUAUGUGGCUGAAGCACUAGAUUGUUUAGAGGAAUUUAAAACAAAGUUUCCAGAACAAGCCCAAAGCAGUGCAUGUGAUGCUCUGGACAGGGACAUAAGGGUUGCCCUAUUCUCCAAAAAUGAAAAUCAUGAUAAAAAAGGAGGCUCUGUUCGCCUGCAAUCUGGAGGAAGGAAGGAUUCUCUCUCAGAAGAUGAGCUGCUGCUUAGAGAAAAAAGCUUGGACUAUAAGCAUAGAUAUUGUGGUCACUGUAACACCACUACAGACAUAAAAGAAGCUAGCUUUAUGGGAAGUAAUGCACAGUACAUAGUAAGUGGUUCAGAUGAUGGCUCGUUCUUUAUCUGGGAAAAGGAAACUUGCGCUCUGAUCCGGGUCCUCCAAGGUGAUGAAUCCAUUGUUAACUGUCUACAACCACAUCCAAGCUACUGCUUCUUGGCUACAAGUGGCAUUGAUCCUGUUGUCAGACUAUGGAGCCCACGUUCUGAGAGUGAAGGUUCAGACAAACGGGUAGUGCAAGACAUGGAGAGUGCUUGUCAAGCUAACCAAAGAAGAAUGAAUGCUGAUCCCCUGGAAGUAAUGCUUCUGAACAUGGGUUACAGAAUCACAGGACUGAGUGAAGGAGGUCCAGCAUCUGGCGGUGGAGGCUCAGAUGAUGAGGAUUCUUCUGAAGGACAAGUUCAGUGCCGGCCCAGCUAACCUUGACAGGAGUGAUAUGUGUGGGAUAUGGGGUGUACACACCUUUUAGAAAGACAAGCUUGACCAUAUUUUAAUGGCCACUCAUCUUGCUUUGAAAAAAUUAUUUACAGACCAAUGUACCUCAUAAUGACAAUGGCAGAAAAGGUGGAAGUACAGAAACAGUCCUUACACAUCAACACCACCACCGUAUAUAAGUUCUUGACUAACAACCAGGCUUUGACUCACCCCCAGGCAAAUAAGUUGGAUUCUGAUCUCUGCACAAACCACCCUCUUAUAUUUUCAUAGGAAUAAUUGAAGGACACUAAAAAGAGGUUUGGGCACUAUUUUUCUGGAUACCCAGCGCUUUAUUUCAAGAUUUACAAGUUGGACUAAACCUACAUCAUUUGAAGAUUAACUAUGAAUGCCAGAGGCAGCUAAGAGAAUUGCAGAAAUUUCUAUUAAUUAAAUUAUCAAGUGGUGUUUGGAGUGUUUGCCAGGGGGAUUAAUUUUGGUUAAGGUUACCUGCAGUGGUGUGGUAGGCUUUUGUUUCUAGAUAUCACCAUCUAGAAGCAUGGUCUGUUGAUAUUAUGCCUAGUUUUAUCUAAUGUGAAGAUCUCUUUUGAUGGUCUAGAAUAAUGUCUAGACCAAGCUAGUUGGCUUAAUACUAUAGGUUUGGAAUAAGGCUGCUCUAAGUUUGCCCUCUCACAAGAGUUUCCUGCUGCCAGCACCAUCUCUCCCUGACUUUUGAUUUUUCUAAUAGGGAAGCUGUAUUUGACUUGUGAGUGACUCUGCUCAAUUUGUAUUUGAUGUACAUCUACAAAUAAAAAAAAAGUUCUUUAUUUCUGAGGAGAAGCAGUAUGCAUU
This is a messenger RNA of Hyla sarda, 3137 nucleotides long. It is a transcript of the gene WDTC1, whose product is annotated as WD and tetratricopeptide repeats 1. The record is from RefSeq and is a predicted model, not a curated record. Gene Ontology annotation, molecular function: protein binding. Gene Ontology annotation, biological process: negative regulation of fatty acid biosynthetic process. Lineage: Eukaryota; Metazoa; Chordata; Amphibia; Anura; Hylidae. Bases 285 to 2294 code for a protein of 669 amino acids. Gene Ontology annotation, cellular component: cytoplasm; Cul4-RING E3 ubiquitin ligase complex. The transcript has 16 exons.